Messenger RNA from Globicephala melas (long-finned pilot whale), 1230 nucleotides. RefSeq names its product hydroxysteroid 11-beta dehydrogenase 2 (gene HSD11B2). Gene Ontology annotation, molecular function: 11-beta-hydroxysteroid dehydrogenase (NAD+) activity. NCBI's taxonomy places the organism in Eukaryota, Metazoa, Chordata, Mammalia, Artiodactyla, Delphinidae. Gene Ontology annotation, biological process: glucocorticoid metabolic process. The record is from RefSeq and is a predicted model, not a curated record. Gene Ontology annotation, cellular component: intracellular membrane-bounded organelle.
AUGGAGAGCUGGCCCUGGCCGUCGGGCGGCGCCUGGCUGCUUGUGGCGGCCCGUGCGCUGCUGCAGCUGCUGCGCGCGGACCUGCGUCUGGGCCGCCCGCUGCUGGCGGCGCUGGCGCUGCUGGCCGCGCUCGACUGGCUGUGCCAGCGCCUGCUGCCCCCGCUGGCCGCACUUGCCGUGUUGGCCGCCACCGGCUGGAUCGUGUUGUCCCGCCUGGCGCGCCCGCAGCGCCUGCCCGUGGCGACUCGCGCGGUGCUCAUCACCGGCUGUGACUCUGGUUUUGGCAAGGCGACGGCCAAGAAGCUGGAUGCGCUGGGCUUCACAGUGCUGGCUACCGUGUUGGAUUUGAAUAGCCCUGGUGCCCUAGAGCUGCGUGCCUGCUGUUCUCCUCGUUUAAAGCUGCUACAGAUGGACCUGACCAAGCCAGCGGACAUUAGCCGCGUGCUGGAGUUCACCAAGGCCCACACCGCCAGCACUGGUCUGUGGGGCUUGGUCAACAACGCGGGUCAGAACAUCCUCGUAGCAGAUGCGGAGCUGUCUCCAGUGUCCACGUUCCGCAGCUGCAUGGAGGUGAACUUCUUUGGUACACUUGAGAUGACCAAGGGCCUCUUGCCACUGCUGCGCCAUUCCAGCGGGCGCAUCGUGACCGUGAGCAGCCCGGCAGGAGACAUGCCAUUUCCCUGCUUGGCUGCCUAUGGGACCUCCAAGGCGGCUGUCACGUUGCUCAUGGACACGUUCAGUUGUGAACUUCUGCCCUGGGGUGUCAAGGUCAGCGUCAUCCAGCCUGCCUGCUUCAAGACAGAGGCAGUGAAAGACAUGGACCAGUGGGAAGAGCGCAAGCGGCAGCUGCUGGCCAACCUGCCCCGAGAGCUGCUGCAGGCCUACGGUGAGGACUACAUUGAGCACUUGAACGGGCAGUUCCUGCAUUGUCUGAGCCAAGCACUGCCAGACCUCAGCCCGGUUGUAGAUGCCAUCACCGAUGCGCUGCUGGCGGCUCAACCACGCCGCCGCUAUUACCCAGGCCAUGGCCUGGGGCUCAUGUACUUCAUCCACUACUACCUGCCUGAGGGCCUGCGGCGCCGUUUCCUGCAGUCCUUCUUCAUCAGUCCCUAUGUGCCAAGAGCACUGCGGCCUGGCCAGCCUGGCCUUACCUCUGCCCGGGAUGUAGCCCAGGACCCAGGCCCUAAACCGGGCCCUUCCCCCACUGCCCAAGGAGCAGUACGUGCAUAG